AUGUGCACUUUCAGUUUCGGGCAUUUGGCUACGGCGACGGCGAAGCGGAAGCCAGUGUUCGUGAAAGUGAACCAACUCAGGCCAGCCACGGCGGGCCACACGCUCGUCGUUAAGGUGCUCAGCUCCGAGGCCGUCCCCCAGAAGCCCGGCGCCGGUGCGAACCCUGGCCCGACGGGAAGGCCCACUAGGAUCGCCGAGUGCCUUGUCGGCGACGAGACCGGCUCCAUCCUCUGCAGCGCCCGCGACGAGCAGGUUGACCUGCUGAAGCCCGACAAAACUUUGACCGGCAAAACUGUUAUUCUCCGCAAUGCAAAGAUUGAUAUGUUCAAAGGGACAACAAUGAGGCUUGCUGUGGACAAAUGGGGCCUCGUUGAAGUCACUGAACCGGCAAACUUCAAUGUGAAGGAGGACAACAAUUUUUCACUUAUUGAAUAUGAGCUUGUCACUUUUCAUGCUGGUUAA
This is a messenger RNA of Brachypodium distachyon (stiff brome), 462 nucleotides long. RefSeq lists its product as uncharacterized. NCBI's taxonomy places the organism in Eukaryota, Viridiplantae, Streptophyta, Magnoliopsida, Poales, Poaceae. The transcript has 4 exons. Bases 1 to 462 code for a protein of 153 amino acids. The record is from RefSeq and is a predicted model, not a curated record.